GUGCAAUCGAUGAACACAUCCGUCAUACGCCGCCAUUUGCGAAAGGCUGAUCGCUGCUUAGCAGCGCGAGUGUCAUCGGUUUGAUUAUGUCGAGUGUUUAAAUUGUUAUUUUCGUUAAAACUGUGAACUCAGUGCGAGGAUAUAAUCAGUUAAAAUGAUUGUGAGGUUUCUGAGCGUUUUGUGCGUCGGAGUUUUGGCGACUUCGGUGUUCAGCGCUGAGGGAAACAACGACAAUGAAGACAUACCGUACCUGGAGUUGGCGGAGCCUGAGGAGGGCUACCACGGCCUGAUCAAGGAGAACGAGACGCUGGUGGAGGUGACGCCGCCCAUCCGCGCGCGGGGGCCGCUCUGCUCCUUCCUCAUCCUCAACAACAAGCACCAUGGGGAGGCUCCAUUCGAAAUAAUGGUGAUAGACGAGAACGAAGCUCGGCUGCGCGUGCGAUUCCCGCUCAACUGCGAGAAGCGACGCAACUACAAGUUUGAUAUUGCCGCCGUGGGCUGCGACGGCUCUUAUUCAAACACGGUACCGGUGCACAUAACAGUGACAGACGUGAACGAGUUCGCGCCGGUGUUCAGCGAGGCGGCCUACGUGAAGGCAGUAGACGAGGGUCGCAUCUACGACGAGAUCCUGCGCGUGGAAGCCACCGACCGGGACUGCACGCCGCGGUAUGGAGACAUCUGCAAGUACGAGAUACUGACGGACCGGAGUCAGCCGUUUACUAUCGAUAACGAAGGUGUGAUCCGCAACACAGAAGCCCUGGAUUACGAGAAGUCUCACAACCACAUCCUGUCGGUGGUGGCGUACGACUGCGGCAUGCUGCAGUCAACUCCCGUCAUGGUCACCAUCAAGGUCAACAAGCCUUGCAUGGCUGGAUGGAAGGGCGUGGCUGAGCGCGUCGACUACGCACCAGGCACGGGCCCGCUGGCCCUAUUCCCGGGCGCGCGCCUCGCAACGUGCUCGUCGGACGUGCGCUGUCCCGGCGUCACGCGCAUCCAGGCGGCGGUCACGCUGCGUGCCGCUCGCGCCGGCGGCUGCGAUAGGGACACGUACUCGCUGCACGCGCAGAGGACUAUUUGUGGAUUGGACCCGAAAACGAUCGACCUACUACCGAGCCCCGGAGUUGGAAACGAAUGGGCUAAGUCACUCAAACCAGACUCAGGCCGCGACGGCGAGCAGAUGUUCGAGUUCGACGGCGAGACGACGGCGGCCAUCGUGCCGGAGUCGGUGCUGCCUCACUCGCUGCCCGGCAGCUUCAGCGUCAGCACGUGGAUGCGGCACGCGCCGCCGCCCGACAAUGACAAGCAUAGGAAGGAGCAUGUGCUGUGUCUCGCUGAUGAUCACAAAAUGAACCGCCACCACUACGCGCUGUUCGUUCGCAACUGCCGGCUGAUCCUGCUGCUGCGCCGCGACUUCGGCGAGGGAGACCUCAACAUCUUCCGCCCGGCCGAGUGGCGCUGGAAGCUGCCUGAAGUAUGUGACGACGAAUGGCACCACUACGCCGUGAACGUCCGCUUCCCUAACGUGGAGCUGUUCGUGGACGGCGAGCCUUACCGCGCGCUGGACGGCAAGGGCCCCGAGGUCAUUGAUGACUGGCCGUUACACCCCGCCCACGGGGUCAAUACUACACUCGUUAUUGGUGCUUGCUGGCAAGGCACAGAGAGCGACAUGAAGCACCACUUGCGCGGCUGGCUGGCCGGGCUGGGAGUGUCACGUGGGACCGUGCAGCCGCCGCGAGCGCUCGCCUGCCUCGCGCACUGCCGGGAGGGACUCAGUCUCGCGCCUGAUCUAUACCUGAAGUCGGUGUCAGUGGAGGGCGACGGCGUGGCGGACGUGGAGACCCUGCUGCGCCGCGUGGCGUACGGCGACGCUCGCGCCUUCCCCACGCCCGGCAGGCGGAACGUGCACGUCGCUACUACCAUCACUUGCGACAACGGGCGUAUAAUCAAGGCUCGCCCAGCAGAAUCCUACAUAAUGGUGCUGGCGCCGCAGACGCCCAGCAUCCUGCUGAACGGCAGCGAGGACCUCGCGCGGGACUACGCGCACUUCCGCGCCGGACUCACUGUGUUCCCGGACCUGUCUGUCAGAGUGCUGGCUGGGAACUCCCAUCCGAUUGCUGAAGCGCGCCAGAAGCUGGACUCGUGCGUAGUAUCAGUGUACCCGGCGCUGAACCCCGACCACGAGGCGCUGUCGCUGCGCUGCGCGGCGGAGCUGCCGCAGCGCUACGACAUCCGCGCCGCCGUCACGCGCGACGGCGUCAUCCUGUCGGGCGCCGACACCGUGCAUAACUAUCAGAAGGUGCUGCGUGAGAUCGAGUACAGCAACAAGAAGCCGGCGUACUACCUGAACCGCGUGUUCAAGCUCACCUGCUCCGAGCUCAACGGCCGCUUCACCAGCAACGAGUACGUGCAGACGCUGACAGUGGUACACCCGCACAUGUCUGGCGCGGGCGAGGCGGGGCUGGCGCGCGAGCUGCACCCCAGCGGCGUCGCCGACAAGAUGGACGCCGUCGCCAGGGACAAACAGUCUGAGCACGGUCACCACGGGCACGCGCUGGCGCCGCGCGUGUACGCGGCGCACGCGCUGCGCGACGCGCACGCGGCCGACGUGCCCGCGCCCCGCCUCAUCGACCUGCACGCCGAGCCGCACGCGCAGAAUCACGUAGCCCUGCUAAUCGGCGUGGUAUCGUGCGGCGUGCUGGUGGUGGUGGCGGGCGUGGCACUCGCACGCGCCCGCACUCGCACGCGCGCCCCCCGCGCGCCCGCGCGACACUCGCACGCGCUGCACGAGCUGAGGAACAGGACUGACGCAGAGAUGGCCUGGGAUGACUCCGCGCUCACCAUCACUGUCAAUCCUAUGGAGGAGCAAGCAGUGCCGUCAUGCGGCACGCACGCGGGCGCGGACAGCUCGGACGGCGAGUCGUGCUCCGACUCCGACUCCGACCACCACGACUCCUCCGACGACGACGACGAAGUGAUGCCGGGCAAGGAGCACAAGUACAGGAACAUCAGCCAACUGGAGUGGGACAACAGCACCAUGUAAUGCGUCCGCGCACCCCCCCUCGCUCUGUCCUCUCUCGCCCGCGGACGACCUUGUUUCUAUACACGACUUCUACUACUUACUGAAUCAUAAGAUACCGUCUCACGCUGUGGUAAUUUGAACCCUGGGCCACGAAAUUAAGAUUUAAAAUCGUUUAAUAACAUUUUAUGUUUUAUAAUACAGACUUGAGUUUAACUAACGCAGUGGGAAUUUGAACCCUGUGUAAUAGAAUUAAGAUUGAAAAUCGCUUGAUAAUAUGUCUUGUUUUUUACGACAGAUUGGAUAUGUUUUUUUUUGACACUUCUUGUUUCUCGCUUGCUUGUAUAUGUUAUAAAUAUGACUUUAUCGAUUAUUGACAAGUUGAAUUCUUCUAUCUUUAAUGUAUCUUUGGAUACCUGUUUUUUUAUUUCUCAAACAAUCUUUUGAUUUAUUUCAAGCUUUUACUAAUGUCUUGAAAAAAGUCAAUUGUUGUUAUCUCUUCUUUUUUCUAUAUUUCUCAUAUCUGUAUAACGUAAAAUGAGAAUUGAUGUAUAGUGGUGAAAUGGUAUUAAAGAUCAGGGAAUUACGAUCAAAAUAAUGUAUUUAGAUUUUAAUGUUUAAAAGUACUUAAUAAAUUAUUCGAACAAUGUCUGUCCCUGUAUCUGCAACUUAGAUGACUUUACAUUGCAACUUUGAAAGUAUAGUGCGCAGGACGUACUCUGGUAAUAUCGCCCAUUUUACUACAGUGUCGUGUAUAGAAACAUGGCCAACGAAUCGAAGCGAGAUAUCAGUACAUUUCGGUAACGGAAUUGAUUUCUAUAACCGGUCGGUUAUUGUACCUAUGUAGUUUGUAUGGAAGCUUUCGGCACAAACACGCGUGGCACAAGACUUCGUGUGCAACGCGCUUUAUGUACGCACGCGCAAAACAUUGAGGCAGUUGUUACAGCUACGAUAUUUGAGAUUAUUUUAUACACUUGAGAUUAUUGAAACACGAAAAUCUGGCUAUAAUAUUUGUAUUUCAUUUGGAAUCUUCAGGUUUUCACCAGCUGUCAAACAACUGUCAACGUCAUAAAUGUCAUUUUGACGUUUGUAUCGAGUGACGCGAGCGCGAUGCGUGCACAGAGCGCGGCCGCAUACAUUUUAUUUGUAGUCUAUUCUAAGGUCUUUAAAAAAUGAUCAUAUCAAAUUUAUACGUAAAACGAAAUAUUAUUUGACUCCUCGCUUGCUUUCGUAGAAGGAAAUAUGUCGUUGUUCUAAAAUAUAGAGCUCUUACACUUUUUCUAUUCGUUUCUACACUUAAGACAAAUGAAAAAAAAAACUGUAUGUAUUAAAUCGUAGUCGUUGUAAUUUCGUAUGGAAUCGGUCAUAAGAGGAUAAUUAGUAUGUAAGCGGUCAGAUACUAUGAUUGUAUAUUAUUGGAUACAUAAGAUAACGUACGCUUCACAGAUUGUAAACCGUUGUGUUGCGAGCCGGGCCCUCCCCGGACAUUCCGCAUUUAGUUGAGUACAAGACAAAAGACGCAUUUAUUUACGGUACAAAAUGCUUCGUUAUUCCCCCAAGUGUGUAGUUUUUAAAGUAUUUGUCUCUCGACAAAAAAUGUCCAACACUUAAACCCUUUACGAGCUUCUCGACAAAAUCGGCUUAAAUGUAUAUUAGGCACAGAGUUAUUUGAAAAAAAAAAAAUAGAUGUACGAUAUUAUACACAUUAUACAGAUGGUAUCGGUUUAGGAUCAGCUACUAUAUAAUGAACUAUAUUAAUUAUAUAUAUAUUUUGAAUGCGUUAAGGGAUUUUUACUAACAAUUAGGUACUAAGUGGCUAUGUGUUAGUGACGCUCGCGACCUCUGGGAAAUGGCAAACGAGACGCGUCGUCGAAUAGGCGUAAGGUUAGUUAGUGGUCAGUCGUCAGGCAGUCGUCAGUCUGUCGUCACGCCGGCGUCCCGCUCGGACGUGCAUAUCAGGACCGUUUGCCAUAUUAGCGUAGAUGUGUGAGUGGGACGUACAACGGUAAGCAAUGUUGUGGACAUAAUCAUCGGUGUACUCUUGUAGGUGACGUCACGUGUUGUUUUCUCUAUCGUUUCUCUGUUCUGACUGCGUUGUGUUUACGUUAAGUUUUGCUGUGAAGCCGUCUCUAGUGACUGCUGGGACUGUGUCGGAACGCGCAUACAAUUAUAGUAAAAGAGCAGCUAAACUUGUCGCGUGAUGUCCGCAAGUCACAGGGACGCUUCACACGGAGGAGCAGCGAGCAAUGUGUUUGGGUAGGUACUUGUUAACUUUUCUAAAUUAUUUCGUUAGUAGAUGAACAAUUUUAGUGCCAUUUAAUAUUUCAUACAACGAGUUGUUUUCCACCAAACGGUUGCUCGUUGUUCUCGUUAUUUGUUGAUGUCCACCCGACAGCCGUCCAGUGCCCAUUUCCCCCGCCUCCCCCCAUUUACUUGUUAAGAUCUGAACAGUUGGAGUCCAAGCUCAAACCCGCACAAAGCAGGCAUCCCUGAACAUUCAGUCUGUCCUAAAGUAUUACUUGAGGUAGCUACUUAUAUUCUUUUUUAUCAUUACUAUUUUAUUGUAAUACAUUUUAUUUUUUCUUUUUGUAUUAUCUCGGUAUUAUUACUGUAUAAUUAGGGAACUUCUUUGAUGUAUGAAUUAUUAUAUUUUAGCUAAAAAUAAAGUUGGUUUAAAAUA
This is a messenger RNA of Helicoverpa armigera (cotton bollworm), 5696 nucleotides long. It is a transcript of the gene Cals, whose product is annotated as calsyntenin-1. The record is from RefSeq and is a predicted model, not a curated record. Gene Ontology annotation, biological process: homophilic cell-cell adhesion; positive regulation of synaptic transmission; positive regulation of synapse assembly. The transcript is spliced from 20 exons. Lineage: Eukaryota; Metazoa; Arthropoda; Insecta; Lepidoptera; Noctuidae. Bases 155 to 3040 code for a protein of 961 amino acids. Gene Ontology annotation, molecular function: amyloid-beta binding; calcium ion binding; kinesin binding. Gene Ontology annotation, cellular component: cell surface; postsynaptic membrane.